AUGCCUGCAUCUAAUGAACAGAACUCACUUUUGAAUGAUCGUUCAAGGCGUAAAGAUAAAUCCCCGGCACAGGCAUAUGGAGCCAUUCCACCUAUCUCCGCCAGUGUCGACCAAACCCCUCAAGAUCAUGGCCAAUGGAAACCUCAAUUCUGUCUAGCCUUUGGCAUCUUUUUUGGCCUCGUUUUUCUGGUCUCCCUUGUCUUGCUCUUGCUCGCUCCCGGAUUUGCACAGAGAUCAUUUGCUACCGAUGUCCAAUUUGAAUUCUACAAGGCAUCGAUUCUGAAUGCCAGCGAGGACGAUCAAGGUGUCAAUGUACUGACGAUGCAUGUCGUUGGUACAAUUGUGCUUCAAAACAACCUCAACAGUCUCGCAAGUUUUGCUUCAAAGAUAUUUGGAUCUGUCGGGAUUUCUGACACUGCCCUCGAGGUCUAUCAUGCACACGCCCACAACCCCAACCCCAACCCCAACCUCAACCUCAAUUACGAUAUCAAAAGUCGUCAAUCCAAACAACUCGGAGCUAUCGGUACAAUCGAUUUGCCACCACUCUCACUAUCCAGAAAUACAAACACCACCACUUUUGAUUUCAUCACCCGGUUCGUCGUCGAAGAUACAGAAGCAUUGAUUGCAUUUUGCCAAGAUGCAGUUAGUUCAGAAACCGUUCUGUGGAGGGUAGCUGGUCCUGUUCCACUGCAGAUAGGAAACUUACCAAUACACACCAAGGUCCGAUUAGAUAAGGUUGUUAGCCUGCAGGGUAUGAAUGGUCUCAAAGAUUCACAAAUGCUGUCCGUAAGCUUUCCUGGUGCACAUCCAUUGGGGGGUAUUCGACUAGAUGGUCAAGUAGGUAUCUACAACCCCUCGUCAGUAAUAAGUUUGACACUUGGAAAUGUGGAUUUUGGCAUAUAUUUGCCCCCUGGCCACGAUAAAAGCGAUGACGAUAACGAUAACGAAGACCAAUACAAGGAAGAGGAAGAAGUAUUGAUGGCAAUUGUAAGGGCUGAUGAUGCACAUCUGCUUGGACAGCGUGUGAAUAUGUUUAAUGUGUCCGGCAGAUCUAUCCCAGUGCCUAAAAAUGGUCAGAAACGGAUGGAGCAGCUGAUUUCGGCUUAUAUACAUGGCAACACUAGCUUUGUACAUGUACGCGGCAGUUCUUUUGGACCUGACGAUUCUUUCAGAUAUUCUAAUUCUACUUCAACAUCGAUAUCAACACCUGCCUGGCUACGUAAAGCUCUUCAGUCUGUCACCUUGCGGGUCCCAUUUCCAGGCACUCGCCAGACCGAUCUCAUCCAAUCCAUAAAGUUCUCUAAUCUCAAUAUCGAUCUUUCAAAAGGAAACAGCAGUCCUCUCAUAUCUGGUGAUGCGGUUGCUAUUCUCAAGAAACCCGACGAGAUGCAGAUAUCCCUCAAUGUCACCCAAAUAGAUCCACUGGUCUACCUUUACCUUCGCCCAGACUCUGAAGAUCCUUUUGCCAGUCUAGCUCCUGACAAACCAUGCCCCGCAAAGACCAUCGAAGGCACAAACGGUGGCAAUGGUGGUAGUGAUGAGCCCCAGAAUAAUAUGUUUAAAGUCCUGUCAAGAAUCGAAAAGGCCCCCUUCACUGUCAUGCCAGGCAAGGAAGACGAGUUUAAAAAGUUUCUCGAAAAGGUGUUUUAUCGCAAGACUAGCACCGUGUACUUCAAAGGCACUACUAGUGCAGUUGUUGACAGUGCUCUUGGAGUUCUUAACAUCAGAGACCUGCCUUUCAAGGGAGAGAUUGAUACAAAAGGAAUGGAGGGUAUGAAGGAACCUUCACCCACCGUAGAAGCAAUGACAGUAGUUAGAGGCUAUCAAGAGUCCUUGCAUGCUGUUGCAACCCUUGUUAUCUACAACCCUUCAGAUGUACAUGUCAACCUUGGAGCAAUCAACAUGCUUUUGAUCUACAACAAUCAGAUAAUUGGUAACGCAAGCCUUCCAGACCUCGCACUUGCUCCUGUUCAGAACAAUCGCGUCAAAGCAUAUGUCUGGCUGCACCAUGGACAUUCUCUUUCAAGUCUGGAUAACUAUCCCUUGGCGCCAACCGAGAAUCCAAAACCACUGAUAGACUUUAUUGGCCAAUAUUUGGCGCUUGAAAAUGUAAACUUGACUAUCUCAGGAAAACAUCCACAUGCAAGCUCUUCCAAAAUCCUCCUCCCACUGUUGAAACAAUUUGUCUUUACCACAAGUCCCCCAAUCUUAGCUGGACCACCUCUGUUAAAAAACACUCAGGUCAACCUAUUGUCCUCCACGGCUGUCCUCUGGCUCCAAAAUCCGUUUCCUAAUCUAGCCAUUCAAAUCCUGCGUAUACAUGCAAAGGCAAAUUACCGUGAGGAUGAGGUCGGUACAAUUGACGUUGAUUUCACUGACAAGGGCACGGGUAUGAAUGGUCCACUUCUCUUACCUGCUUGCAACGACAAUGAUGGUGAUGAUGGUGACGGCGGAGAAGAAUGCGCCGAACAGGAAACUCAAAAGCUUCCGGUGAUCACCAAAAAGGUUGGGCUGGAUGCUAUCAAGAAAGCUAUUGGAGGAAAGAUCCAGCUCUCCAUUGAUAGUACAGUCGAUGUACUAGUAGAUGCAUUCUUGUUAGAGCAUCUGAGAUACGUUCGGGACAACGUAACAGCCACCAUACAUCGAGGAUUCUAA
Messenger RNA from Phycomyces blakesleeanus NRRL 1555(-), 2655 nucleotides. RefSeq lists its product as hypothetical. The transcript is spliced from 4 exons. The record is from RefSeq and is a predicted model, not a curated record. The coding region runs from base 1 to 2655 and encodes 884 amino acids. Gene Ontology annotation, cellular component: fungal-type vacuole membrane. Lineage: Eukaryota; Fungi; Mucoromycota; Mucoromycetes; Mucorales; Phycomycetaceae.